This is a messenger RNA of Dictyostelium purpureum, 657 nucleotides long. Its product is annotated as Rab GTPase. Gene Ontology annotation, biological process: vesicle-mediated transport. The transcript has 4 exons. The record is from RefSeq and is a predicted model, not a curated record. Gene Ontology annotation, molecular function: GTPase activity; GTP binding. NCBI's taxonomy places the organism in Eukaryota, Evosea, Eumycetozoa, Dictyosteliales, Dictyosteliaceae. Gene Ontology annotation, cellular component: vesicle; Golgi apparatus; trans-Golgi network. The coding region runs from base 1 to 657 and encodes 218 amino acids.
AUGGCCAAUAAUCCAGCUGAUGAUGAAGGAUAUAAUGAAUAUUUAUAUAAAAUUUUAGUUGUUGGUGAUAUCGGUACUGGUAAAACCUCAAUUAUCAAGCGUUUUGUUCACAACAUUUUCUCUAUGCACUAUAAAUCAACAAUUGGUGUCGAUUUUGCUUUAAAGGUUAUCAACUGGGAUCCAAAAACUGAAGUUAGAUUACAACUUUGGGAUAUUGCAGGUCAAGAAAGAUUUGGAUCAAUGACAAGAGUUUAUUACAAAGAAGCAGUUGGUGCUAUGAUUACUUUUGAUGUUACCAGAAUGAGUACAUUCGAAGCAGUUGCUAAAUGGAAAGCUGAUAUCGAUUCAAAAGUUACUUAUGGCCCAGAAGAAAAACCAAUUCCAGUUGUUUUAUUAGCUAAUAAAUGCGAUUUAGGUAAAGAUGCUUUCAUUAAAACUGCAAAUGAUAUGGAUAAAUAUUGCAAAGAUAAUGGUUUCAUUGGAUGGUUUGAAACUUCUGCAAAAGAAAAUAUGAAUAUUGAAAAAGCUGCUCGUUUCUUAGUCGAUCACAUUUUAAAGAAUGACAUUAGAAGAAAUCAACCAUUACAAGAUAACGACGCUGUCGAUUUAAAUAAACAACCACAAGCCACUCCAUCUGGUCCAAGCUGCUGUAAAUAA